UGCUGUUUGGUCGCGAAUACGCGCAAGAGUGGGCAACGCGUGCGUUUAGAAGUAGCAGUUUGUUAUGGUCUAGGUGGCCGUGAUAGUGACGCGGGAUGCAGCAGGAUUAGAACGGAAGAUUUGCUAGCUGUCUUGCGAAUUCACAGGAUUGCCAUGACGUCAGACAGAGACAGGGACUAUAUCGGGUUUGCGACGUUGCCGGAUCAGGUGCACCGCAAGUCCGUCAAGCGCGGUUUCGAGUUCACGCUGAUGGUGGUCGGCGAGUCCGGCCUCGGUAAAUCGACGAUGAUAAACAGCCUGUUCCUCGAAGACUUGUACAAGAACCGGAAAUUGCCGGACGUCAGCGAGCGGCUACACAAAACCACGACGAUCGAGAAAAAGACCAUGGAAAUCGAAGAGAGGGGAGUGAGAGUACGAUUGACGGUGAUCGAUACUCCGGGUUUCGGGGACGCCGUCAACUGCGAGGACAGCUGGAAGGUGUGCACAAACUACAUCGACGAACAAUUCCGGCAAUACUUUACGGACGAAAGCGGCCUGAAUCGGCGAAACAUCCAAGACAACCGGGUGCACUGCUGCCUCUACUUCUUGCCACCGUGGGGCCAUAGCUUACGCCAGACUGAUCUCGAGCUGAUGAAGCGACUUCACCGCAAGGUCAACAUCGUGCUGGUGAUAGCGAAGGCGGAUUGUCUCACCUCGGCCGAAGUCGACAAGCUCAAACGGAACAUACUGCGCGACAUCAAAGAAAACGACAUCCAGAUGUACGAAUUUCCCGAAUGCGAUAGCGACGAGGAUGAAGACUUCAAGCAGCAGGACAGAGAACUGAAGGCGAGCGUGCCGUUCGCGGUAGUCGGCAGCAACACAAUCCUCGAAGUCGCCGGCAGAAAGAUACGCGGCAGGCAGUACCCUUGGGGGGUCGUCGAUGUCGAGAACCCGAAGCACAGCGACUUCAUCAAGUUGAGGACGAUGCUGAUAUCGACACACAUGCAGGACCUAAAGGACGUAACAGAGGACGUCCAUUACGAGAAUUUUCGCGCGCAGUGCAUCUCGCAGAUAUCGCAACACGCUAGGGAGAGGGGGAAGCUGAAGCGGGAUUCGGCACCCUACGAGUCGGACAUCUCCGAGACUGACAGGCUGCUACUGCAAAAGGACGAGGAGAUCCGUAGGAUGCAGGAGAUGCUAAAUCAGAUGCAGGAGAAACUCAAGGUGACCGCUCAAGACAAGAAACACGAAAGUAUUAUCGACGUUUAGGGCACGGUGGUGGGACGAAUAUCCGUAUAAAACCAAAGAUUUUUUGUAUGACAAAGUUACAUGUUUUUUUUAUAUAAUUCUAGGUGAUAUUUGUAAGGUUUAUUUAUUACGUUAUUAAAAU
Cylas formicarius (sweet potato weevil) is the source of this 1369-nucleotide messenger RNA. RefSeq names its product septin-2. The transcript has 6 exons. The coding region runs from base 154 to 1248 and encodes 364 amino acids. Lineage: Eukaryota; Metazoa; Arthropoda; Insecta; Coleoptera; Brentidae. Gene Ontology annotation, biological process: regulation of exocytosis; cytoskeleton-dependent cytokinesis. Gene Ontology annotation, cellular component: synaptic vesicle; septin complex; septin ring. Gene Ontology annotation, molecular function: GTP binding; GTPase activity; molecular adaptor activity. The record is from RefSeq and is a predicted model, not a curated record.